Molecule: messenger RNA, 390 nt
Organism: Salvia miltiorrhiza (redroot sage)
Lineage: Eukaryota; Viridiplantae; Streptophyta; Magnoliopsida; Lamiales; Lamiaceae
Product: adenylate isopentenyltransferase 1, chloroplastic-like
Exons: 1
Coding region: 1-390 (129 amino acids)
Biological process (GO): cytokinin biosynthetic process; tRNA modification
Cellular component (GO): mitochondrion
Molecular function (GO): AMP dimethylallyltransferase activity; tRNA dimethylallyltransferase activity
Source: RefSeq, a predicted model, not a curated record
AUGGCCUCCGCCGCCGCCGUCUCCUCCCGCCGCCACAAGAAGAUCGUGGUGGUGAUGGGCCCCACGGGCUGCGACAAGACCAAACUCUCCAUCGACCUGGUGUCGAGAUUCUUCCGAUCGUCGGAGAUCGUCAACUCCGACAAAAUCCAAAUCCACCGCGGCCUCGACAUCACCACCAACAAAAUCCAUCCCCGCGACCGGGAGAACGUCCCCCACCACCUCCUGGGCGAGUUCGACUCGUUCGAGUCGCACCCCAAGUUCACCCCUUCCGACUUCCGCCUCGCCGCCUCGCUGCUCAUCUCGCGAAUCCACUCCCGCCACAACACGCCCUUCGUCGUCGGUGGAUCGAACUCGUUCAUCUACGCAUUGCUGGCGAGUGGGACUCGGUGA